Messenger RNA from Gossypium raimondii (Peruvian cotton), 874 nucleotides. RefSeq lists its product as uncharacterized. The transcript is spliced from 2 exons. The record is from RefSeq and is a predicted model, not a curated record. The coding region runs from base 123 to 611 and encodes 162 amino acids. Lineage: Eukaryota; Viridiplantae; Streptophyta; Magnoliopsida; Malvales; Malvaceae.
AAUCUUCUAAUAUGAUCUUAUUAUCACCUUGAACUAUUAGACAAAGUUAAACUUUCUCCGAUCAUAAUUAUCAUACAAUAAGACUCAAAUUAUUUCUCGAUCGUUGGAUUGGGUUUCAAACAAUGGUUCGUAAACGGUAUCAAGAAGCCAAAACAGGUUUCCAAUUGUUAAAAUCAAUAGACGCAGACAAGUAUCUAAAAAAGAUAGGAUUAGGCAAAGAAGAUCAUUACUUUUGGAAGCAAGUCGGGAAGGCAUUGCUAUGCACCUACACGCUCUUUGGCGUCGCAUGGCUUUACAACGAAACGUCGCCGCUAGGGUGGUGGACGUUGAAGCCUAGACCAAAAGAAGAAAGGGAAUUAGCCCAUUUAUAUGAGCGGCGAGAGUUUCCGUACCCCGGUGAUGCUGAGGCCAUGGAAGAGUUCGUUGCUAAGGGAGGCAUGAUCGGAACUACGAUUGGGCCGAAAGGGAUAAUAGAAACCGAUAAAGAUUCGGUUAAUUAUCAGAAAGAGAUGCAGAACAAGAAAUUCGAACAGGAAGCGAUGAAGCUUUGGGUUAGGAUGAGGAAUGAAGUUAUUUCAGAGCUUCAAGAGAAAGGGUAUGAUGUUGAGUGAGUGAUUUUUUCAGCUAUGGUGAUUAUAUUGUUAAGGGUCAAAUUUCGUUAUUAGUCCUUAUUAUGAAUAAGUUGUGGAUUGUGGAUUUAAUUUUUGUACUUCUCAGUUAGUCUUUGUUUUUAUGUGUUAAUUAUCCUUUGGUGUAAUUGAUACCCCUUCAUGUAUGAUGCAAUUGAACCAAGCUCAAAAGCUCGAGUUAGACUUGAAAUCGUGUUUGAAGCUUGAGCUAAAUUUGAGAUCAUAUAUAUUAUUAAUUUUCAUAA